AUGAACUCUGCUUCUUCUGCUCAAAGCCCUGUCCGAACUGCUCCUCAGAGCUUCGACAGUCUGGCAAGUGCGCCACUUCGGAAGAACAUUCGCCGUUCUUUGGGUUAGUUUUCUCUCUUCUUUAUUAAGUGUUCCCCAAACUUAACUUCGAUUAUUUCAUAACAGUGCCAAAUUUGCAGACAUCACAACCCGAACUCGUAGAAGUCUCAACUUCAGCGUUCUGAGCCCAGUUCGAGCUUCUCAAGAGUUCGAAAGUCUGCCAAAUGCGCCACUUCGGAGGAACAUUCGUCGUUCAUGGGGUUCGUUUUUCCACUCUUUAGCCUUUUCAAACUUUCUUCGAUUUGUAGACAUGUCCACCAGAACUCGAAGAAGUCUCAACUUUUUCGCUCUCAGUCCUGUUCGAGUGGCUCCAGUUUCUCAAAACUUUGAAAGCCUUGCAAAUGCGCCUGUUCGCCAAAAUAUGCGUCGUUCUUUGGGUCAGUUUUUUGUCUAUUCUGGAGCGUUUCCAGUUGUUUUAAAUUUUGACGUCUUCAGUAUCUUCCUAAUUUUCAGACACCACCACCAGAACUCGCAGGAGUCUCAACUUUUUGAUCGACCUAGCUCCAGCUCAGGAGACGUCUGAAGCUCCAGCUGAGGCUCCGAAGACUCCAACUCGCAGCGAAAUGGCUCCGGAAGUCUUCGAACGUCUGACUUGGGCUCCAAUUCGCGAGCGCCAGACUCGUCGUUCUUUGGGUUAGUUUCCAACUUGUACUGACCCAAACUGAUGGGAACCUUUUUUCAGAGUCUGUCCAGCCUCCAGUUCUCGUCUUUUCUUUGGGAAAUCCCUCUCGAGAUGCUCGAAGUUGGUAG
This is a messenger RNA of Caenorhabditis auriculariae, 849 nucleotides long. The record is from the annotation of a GenBank genome assembly. Lineage: Eukaryota; Metazoa; Nematoda; Chromadorea; Rhabditida; Rhabditidae.